AUGGCAUUAAUAUUACUGCGAGCACGUGCGAGCAUACCGGUUGUGGUGUGUGGGGAAGCUGGAUGCGGCAAGACGAGUUUGAUUGGUUAUUUGGCCGAGGUUGUGGGUGUCAAGUUCUGUAACCUCUCACUGCAUGCCGGUAUUGUUGAGAGUCAGAUUCUUAUGUUCAUGAGCGAAGGAAAUGAACUUGCUGGAAAAGGAGAAGUGUGGUUAUUUUUUGAUGAAUUCAACACUUGCAACCACAUUGGUCUUUUGGCGGAUCUCAUAGCUCACAGAACGUUGUUAGGAAAGCCAAUACAUUCAAACAUUCGUCUGUUUGCUGCUUGUAAUCCUUAUCGAUUACGCGUAGUUAAUGAUAAUGUAGCAGGGCUAGCGAAAAGACGAGUCCAUCAAGAGCAAAGUCAACUUGUCUAUCAAGUAGAUCCUCUUCCUGAUCAAAUUCUUGACUAUGUCUGGGAUUUUGAUGUGCUCAAACCUGAAGAUGAACGGAUGUAUAUUAAAAUUAUGGUUGAGAACGAAAUAAGUAAGGUUGGCGUCAUAAGUGAUUUGCUGUUUGAGUCGCAAAUGUACAUACGUAAGAUCGAAGGACCUCAAAGCGUAAGCUUGCGAGACGUUAGAAGAGCCAUCAGAUUGAUUAUUUGGUUUCACAAAAGUCUCCAAGAUAGGCUUAAGUUGAUGGAGGAUGAAAAAAAGAAGAGGAAAAGCAAACAUCACUAUGACGGGGGAUAUAAUAUUAACAAUUAUCCUCCCAAAGACAGAUACUUUUUCGAGCGUUGCAUUGUUUUAUCAUUGGGACUUUGCUAUCAAGCUCGGCUUUACGAUCAGGGUGAGAGAGAAGAGUAUCGUAAACAGAUGGCUCGUAUUUUCGGGAAACACAAGGUUUAUCUGACCGCUGAAGACUUUAAACGAUAUCUUAAGGAGGAGCAGAAUGAUUGGAUACGCAGAAUGGCACGUCCACCCGCUACUGCCCUUACUGAGGCACUGUUGGAAAAUGUGCUUGUAAUGAUCGUUUGCAUUAUGACAAGAACUCCUGCUUUUAUUAUUGGAGCACCCGGAAGUUCCAAAUCCUUAGCAAUAAGACUUGUCAGCUCUAAUCUUCGGGGGACUGAUUCUGAUGAUGAAUAUUUGAGAAAAUUACCACAGGUUGCUAUAAUUCCGCAUCAAGGAUCAUCGUUGUCUACAUCUGACGGUAUUCUGAAAGUUUUCCGGAAAGCAGAAAAUAUACAGAAGUCCAAAUCCGAUAACCUUAAUUUACAGGCAGUAGUUCUUUUAGAUGGAGUUGGUCUAGCCGAAACAAGUCCAUUUAAUCCCUUGAAGGUUUUACAUGCACUGCUUGAACCCAGUUAUCCUAAGGAUGGACCAGAGGUGUCGAUAAUCGGUAUAAGUAAUCGGAGAUUGGACAAUAGUAAAUCGAGUAGGGCAUUACUGGUUCAGAGACCUCAAUUGAGCGAAAAGGACCUUGUGGAGAUAGCUUUUUCUUUUUUGUUGAAGGGCGAACGCGGACCAUCAUUUGACAUGAACAGGCGCAAUAUACAAAACCUUGCCAAAGCCUACGCAAAUUACCAAAAAAACCAGAAAUAUCCCAACUUCCACGGUCUUCGUGAUUAUUAUGCUUUAGUCAAAAGUUUGAGCAGAGGGAAACUUACUAUGGAUUCAAUACAAUUGGCCCUCGCACGAAAUUUCGGGGGCACUGAUCAAAUGAAAGUAAUAUGCGAAGAUUACUUUGGGAACGUAUUGAAGGAAUCCGGUGGACUGUUCGGCUACAGCUAUGAUCGAAUACCAGUUGAAAAAUUAAUUGACGGGAAUCUUCAGGAGAAAGAUGCCAGACAUUUAAUGAUAAUCGGAAAAAGUGAUUCAAUAGUUAACAUCCUUACUUAUCAUUUGAGGUCACUCGAUAUGGAUCCUAUGGUUCUUUGCGGAUCGCAGUUUCCGGACGAUGCAGAAGGAGAUUAUUCUCAUGGCGUAUUAAGUAGAGUUAUGAUGUGCGUUGAAGCAGGAAAACCCCUUAUCUUGACUGAUCUGGAUAUUAUAUAUGAUAGCUUGUAUGACCUGUGGGAUCAGAAUUACAUAACACAGGGUAGCAAACACGACCCCAAAUAUUAUACAAGAGUAGCUUUGGAAGCUUACGCCAAUCCAAUGUGUUAUGUGCAUCCGAAUUUCAGAUGCAUCCUUGUCUUUGAUGAAAAACUAGUAUAUGACGCAGACCCUCAUCUUUUGAAUCGGUUUGAAAAACAACGAUUAACUAUGAACGAUACACUCACGGAAGAGCAUUCUCUUUUAUGCCUUCAACUUGAAAAAUGGGUCAAGUCUAUAUCAACAAUAACGAGGAUGGAAGGUAUUAGUACAACUGGUGGAUUUACCGAAGCGGAUCUAUUUAUUGGAUACGACAAGGAUGAAACAUUACAGAGUCUUGUGAUCGACGAAUGCAAGAAAAAUUUGACGCGUGAUGAUGAGGAAAUUUUAGAGCGCUGUAAAGAAAGACUGAUAAAGAUCGCGUCAUCUGAUGGUCUAGUUAGGGCUACUUAUUCCGCGUUAGCUACAGAGCCGGAUGAAGUGAUGAAAUGGAGGACUUCCUACUUUAACCACGGGGGGCACGAUCACAUAGCAGCGUAUUUUGAACCAUUACUUGCAAAGUCUCUAUACAAUGAAGGGUAUCAAUUAAUAAUACAUACAUUUAGCAAUAUUAACACAGAUGUAAAGGGAUGCUUGAAAGGACUUUUGAAAUGUCAAGUGGACAAGCUAUCGACAUUUAAGGCCGAGGCUCAACUACAGAACAGAGUCAAGUAUUUCUGGUUUGAGAGCGACGAUGAGCUGCUCCUUCUGCAGUGUGACCUAUCAACAACAAGAGCGGGUAGUAUUAGAUUCGCAAAGUUCACUAUUGAACAAUUGCGCAACGAAUACUUUGCAAGAAGACAACGUAAUGAGUAUGUAAACACGCCAGCAAAACAUGCAUGUAUUAUAUUGCAUCAUCAUAGGGAUCAAAUAAACACAAGUUUCUUCAACUUUACGUGUGGGUGGGAACAAGUAACUAUUGAGACUUUAGUGCCUCAAGAGAAACACCUGUCUGCUCUCAUAGAAGGCGAUCUAAGUGAAGUAAUUAACUCAACAUAUCCUUUCGAAGAGAUCUUGCAACAAGAAUUAUUAUGGUGUCUACUUUGUAUUAAAUAUCCAAAUUCUUCACAAUCAAUCGAGCAUGUUCGACGAUUGAUAGAGGAAAUUCCAAACAAGAAAGCAUUCGUAAAUAUUUUGAAGAUGAGAAUUAUGCAAUGGAUUGACGAGAAUACUAAGCCAAAUUGGCAGUUACGUGUGGCAUCAGAUAAAAGUGCCAUUUACUUGCAUUCUUCGUUCGCAGGCGCUCUAUUAGCUUAUAUUCGUGUCCUGGUCAGGAAGCCCAUUGCCCAGUUAUUAUAUGCAUUGGAAAAGCACUGCGCACUCCUGACGUUCUUCAACAUCACUGACGAUUUGAAGGAAGAUGAAGAGUUGAUUGAAUUCUGGAAGGAUAUGUAUCUAAACAAGAAGAUUAUUGACAUUGAGGCGAUCAAGGAGCCUGGACCAGAUAACUAUGCUAUAGCUAGCGGCUUACAUGACCUUCAUUUCCCAUUCUCGUAUUACUUUAUGAACCAAAUUAAUAGCUUCAAGAAAAGACAUGUUGACGAUAUUGCCGAAUUGGAGGAAGAUGGACACAAUGUCAAUGAAAACGGCGAACUCAAUGAAAAUGUUGCAGAGGCUUAUUAUGACAAAUUCGAAGAUAAAAUUUUCUCGGCGUUACCAGCACUUAGAUCUGCACCGCUGCGACGUUUUUCAGAGCUUUACUUUAGAGAUUUUGUGACAGUUAUUGCGUCUAAUCAUGGUGGUGACAAGGUUACCGGAAUCCUGAAGUCUCUUCUAAGCCGCCUUAUGGGUGAAGACAAAAUUUUGAACCCUAUCCGAUUGCACGUAUAUUGGUGGACGAAAUCAAAUGCUGUUUUGGCGCAAAUGCAAUUAGCUUCAUUAUGCCCGACUAUUAUGGAGAAUUUAGACGGCCACGACGAGUAUGAAAAAAACGUUUGA
Messenger RNA from Paraglomus occultum, 4050 nucleotides. The record is from the annotation of a GenBank genome assembly. NCBI's taxonomy places the organism in Eukaryota, Fungi, Glomeromycota, Glomeromycetes, Paraglomerales, Paraglomeraceae.